This is a messenger RNA of Eurytemora carolleeae, 2185 nucleotides long. RefSeq names its product probable serine/threonine-protein kinase kinX. NCBI's taxonomy places the organism in Eukaryota, Metazoa, Arthropoda, Copepoda, Calanoida, Temoridae. The transcript has 17 exons. The record is from RefSeq and is a predicted model, not a curated record. The coding region runs from base 76 to 2007 and encodes 643 amino acids.
CCGAGAAAAAAGGGUUUUCAAGAACACGAUCAAAAAUACUUUUUGCAGUACAUUACGUACACUGUACAGGGUAUUAUGGUCCCACAGUGGUUCAACCCAACUAUUUCAAGAGAGGAGGCAAUAUGUAAACUAAACGAUAAAUACACAGGGUGUUUUCUGAUUAGACAGUCAUCGCAGCCAGGAACCCUAGCGUUGUCUGUGAAAACAGGGCGCAAGAAAGACGACAUUCAACAUUUCAUAAUUUUAUCCAAAGACGGAGCUGUGGCAUUAGAGGAUUCUGAACUGGAGUUUGACAGUUUGGUUUCUUUAGUAAACUACUAUUCAACCACCAGAGAGGAGUUACCGGUAUGCUUGAAGAUUAUGGAACCACAUAGAAAAUCAUCAGCUCCAGCUGGAUUCCAAAGAUCGGAUUCUCCGUAUGUUUCCAUGGUUGGAAAACAGAGAACAAAAUCCACUAUAUGGGUCAACUCACCAGUGUUUAGGAACGACCCUGAUCAAACGAAAUCACGUGAUCUUGAAGUGAUUCAAUCAGUUUUACACCAAGACUCCGUUAUACAAGAUACUUUCAGUUCUUUGCUGAAUAAAUGCUUAUCAAGUACUGAUGAACUUUCUCGGAUACAUAUUCCACAAGAACCCGCUAGACUCCAGGAACCCGCUAGACUCCAGGAACCCUCUAGACUCCAGGAACCCUCUAGACUCCAGGAACCCUCUAUACUCCAGGAACCCUCUAGACUCCAGGAAACCUCUAUACUCCAGGAACCCUCUAUACUCCAGGAACCCUCUAUACUCCUGGAACCCUUGGAGUACAAGGCCGGGGGAAUGAGAGAUGAGGGAAUGAAUGAUUACGUAGAUGAUGAUGAUGAUGAUGAUGAUGAUGAUGAUGAUCAAGGAUGUUAUGAGGAGGAAGAUUACAGUGUUCCUGUAGAUCUAGAGACAAAUGUUUAUCAGAUUCCCGACAUAGAAGACAAGUACCCAUCUAAACAGAGUCCUGAUAAUACAAAGGAGCAGAGUAAAACAAACUCUGCAGAACCAACCGAGCAGAGCAGAAAAUACUCUGUGGAGACCCAGUUGCAGAGCAAGGAGUUAUUGCAGAGUUCGAACCCAGAUAUUCAGCAGCGACCAGUUAGAUUCAGAAAGAACAAUUCUGUUGUUGUGAACCAAUAUAAAGCAAACAAUCAUCACCAGGUUGCCAACAAUUUAUCGAAAAGCUGUUCAAAUAUAUUCGAGGAACUGGAGAAAAAGAAUGAGAAUAAACAACAUAGGAAAAGCUUUGUCCGGAAAGUUUCAAUAAAUCUCUCUGUUCGGAGAAAUAACAACAAUAUACAACCUAUGAGAAAACUUAGCGCUGUCAUGAAAAAAAUGUUCCCUGUUCCACUAGUGUUCUCUUCUCUUGUAAACUCACAGGAGAACUCAGAUAGUUGGGAGUAUCUACCAGAAUGUGGGAUGUCUCCAGUGUAUGAAGAAGUCAAGGAUGUUGAAAAACUAGGAAACAAACUCUCGGUUAAGGAUCCUUCUCCACAAAAAGAACUCUCCAAGGAGAAUGAUGUUAAAGAGAAAAUUAACUCAAACCGAGACUCUAGACAAAGCUUUGAGGAGAUUGUGAAGAAGAAUAAGAUGAGUUUUAGAUCAGGAAGCUGUGACAGCUUGUAUGAGAGUGAAUAUUCAAUCAGUAAUCCUACAAGCAUGGAUAGAAACCAAACCACAGGACACUUUGCUCCAAUUAACUACAGUUUAGCAAUUCAAGGAACCCCAGCAAAUCAAGGAACCCCAGCAAAUCAGAAAAAUGCAGUUAAACUUGAGAAACGAGAAGAUCUAUCCCAAGCUAGAGAACGAAAACAAAGUAUUCCCUUGUAUUUGUAUGAACGUAAACUGAGUAAACCUGUUGAACUGGAGCAGGCCAGGAAACCUGCUCCAGCUGCAAUCAUGGAUAGAAAUGUUACAAGAAUAUGUAUAUCAUCAUCUUCAUCUAAUCAAAGAUCAAGUCCUACCGUGGUGCACUAUAUAUAAUUUUAUGAAACCUAAGUCAGAAACAUAUCUUGCCUAUUCUCGCAAACUCAAACCAGCACCUAUACAAUUAGAUCCAACCCAGCUCAUGAUCCAACCCAGGCCCAGCACAUGAUCCAACCCAGCUCAUGAUCCAACCCAGGCCCAGCACAUCAUCCAACCCAGCAUAUGAUCCAACCCA